AUGGCACACAAUAAACUAGUGGUUGAGGUCCAUUUUGGGGGUAGGUUUGACCGGAGUUCUGGGUGUGAGUAUACGGGUGGUGAAGUUGAACUGCACAAAGAUAGUGUUGACCUUGAUGAACUAUCUUUCUUUGAAAUUGAAGAUAUAUGUAAGGAAUAUGGAUAUAAGUUAGGGGAUUUAAUGUAUUUUAAAGACCCCGUGAAGAGUCUUGCUGAUGGGUUGCAUUUAAUUACUUCAGACCAUGAUGUGCUGAACCUGUCUGCUUGCCAUGAUGGGCAUGCCAUUUUGCAAUUAUAUAUUGUGUCUUUUGGGGAAGGAGGAGGUGAUGAAGAGGAUAGUCAAGAUGAUAAUGAAUAUGGAGGUAGGGCUGAUUUGGAUGAUCCUUGGUGGGAUGAUAAGCUUAGUGAUACUGAAGACGUAUUUGAUGUUGGUGUUGAUGUUGAUAGUUCUGGACCCUCUAAUGUACAACAUGAUAAUCCUAGGGUUGAACAAGGUAAUGUAGAUGAUAAUGAAGGGGGUAAUGAUGAGAAUAGUGAAGAGGGUGGUAAUGAUGAGAAUAGUGAUGAGGGUGAAGAGGGUGAUGAUGAGAAUAGUGAAGAGGGUGGUAAUGGUGAUAAUGAAGAUGAAGUUGGUCAUGAUGACGAUGACAAUAACUCUGAUAUGGCUAGAAGUGACAUACUUGUCUCACCAGUAGCUAGUGAUGAAGAAGUUGAAAAUUCUGAGUCAAGAGGGUCUGAGUUCCAUGCAGUUGACCGAGAGGAUCCACGUUUGGAAGUUAAGAUGAGAUUCCCAGAUAUACAGACAUUUAGGGAGGCUGUUAGGGUGUUCAAUCUUAAGAGGGGCAAGGACAUUACCUUUAAAAAAAAUGAGAGAAAAAAGUGUAUUGUUGUAUGUAAAGAACCAAAGUGUAAUUAUAGAGUGUAUGCUAGACAGGUGGAUGAUGAAGCUACAUUCCAGAUAAUCAGCCUUCAAGGUAGACAUGUGUGUGGCAGGCAAUUUAGGAACUCAAUUGUAAACUCUACAUGGAUAGCCGAUAAACUGAUUGAUAAGUUUAGAGUUCAGCCCGACAUGCCAUUACAUGUGAUACAGAAUGAAGUGAAAGAAAGAUGGAGGAUAGAUGUGAAUCCGAGCAUGAUGUAUAGGGCAAGAAUCAAGGCUAAUAAAAAAAUAUAUGGCAACCAUGGGGGUCAGUAUGCGGCCUUGUGGGACUAUUGUGAGACCUUGAGAGCAACCAACCCAGGAAGUUGUGUUGUGAUGAAAGUGGAUAGGACAGUACCCGAGGCGAAUCCAAGGUUUCAAAGACUGUAUUGUUCUUUGGCAGCCAUGAAGAAGGGCUUUUUGGAAGGUUGCAGGCCUGUGAUAGGGGUGGAUGGGUGUUUCCUUAAAGGGCCAUUUAAGGGGCAACUUCUAGCUGCAGUUGGACGCGAUGGCAAUGAUAACAUGUAUCCGAUUGCAUAUGCCGUAGUUGAAGCUGAGACUAAGGACAGCUGGAUCUGGUUUUUGGAAACCCUAGUGUCUGAUCUUGGGAACCAUGAGCGGCAUGGCAGGCCAACAUUUAUUUCGGAUCGACAGAAGGGUCUAAUGCCAGCCUUUGAUUAUGUCAUGCCAACCGUCGAUCACAGGAUUUGUGUAAGGCAUCUUUAUGCGAACUAUAGGGACAUUGGGGGGCAUAGAGGAAUUGCCCUAAAGGAGAAGUUAUGGGCUGCAGCUUCUGCAUACACUGAAGGGGAUUUUCUAAGGGUAAUGGGUGAGCUGAAGAGAAUGAAGAGUGAUGCCCAUGAGUACUUGGCCAAAAUUGAUCCUAGUACAUGGUCAAGAGCAUGGUUUGCUACGGAUUCAAAGUGUGACCUUCUGCAGAAUAAUAUAUGUGAGUGUUUUAACUCAUACAUUCUAAAGGCUCGCAAUAAGCCUAUCUUGACCAUGCUGGAGCAGAUACGAAAAAAGUUGAUGAGGAGAUACCAGGCUAAGAGGGAUGGCAUUCAAACUUUGACAGGGAAGUUAACUCCUAAAAUCCAAAAUAAGUUGGAUGCAAUCCGGAAUGAAUCAAUGGACUGUAUUGCCCUAUAUGCUGGUGAUGACAUGUUUGAAGUGACUGGUCCAGAUGGUAGACAAUUUGUAGUCAACAUGAGGAGAAAAAGUUGUGGUUGUAGAGUGUGGGAAAUGUCUGGAAUCCCCUGUGUGCAUGCAUGUGCUGCUAUUCGACAUAGUUGUAAGAAUGCAGAGGAUUAUGUUGAUGAGUACUUCACUGUGGAGAUGUACAAGAAAGCAUAUGCGCCAGUUAUAUACCCAAUGCCUAGUCAAGAGCAGUGGAUACCAACCCAGCAUGACAAGUUGGAACCCCCAGUAUCAAGAGUGGCCCCGGGUAGACCAAAGAAGAGGGCACAAUAA
Molecule: messenger RNA, 2388 nt
Organism: Alnus glutinosa
Lineage: Eukaryota; Viridiplantae; Streptophyta; Magnoliopsida; Fagales; Betulaceae
Exons: 3
Coding region: 1-2388 (795 amino acids)
Biological process (GO): DNA transposition
Molecular function (GO): zinc ion binding; transposase activity; DNA binding
Source: RefSeq, a predicted model, not a curated record